Molecule: messenger RNA, 2406 nt
Organism: Naegleria fowleri
Lineage: Eukaryota; Heterolobosea; Eutetramitea; Acrasida; Naegleriidae
Exons: 1
Coding region: 1-2406 (801 amino acids)
Source: RefSeq, a predicted model, not a curated record
AUGAAAAAAAAUGUAUCGCGAGUCAACGAUGGACAGCAGGCAUCGUCCUCAACACAAUUGAGAGCUCCUUCUUCCUCCUCUGCUGUUAUCGGUAAUGAUCCGUAUGCCAUGAUGAAAAAAUCGGGAUCUUUCAACGUGAAGAAUGGCAUGAAUCCGUCAUUAUUUGGAUCUAUUUUUCAAAAAGUGAAUACAGCUCUAGACGCGAAUAUUCCAACAACAACCACUUCUAGUGUUCCGAAAACGCAAGCAGAAAAUUCAUCAAAGAAAGAGUUUUCCGAACAUCAAAACACAUUCAAUCAGAGAGAUUCCAGGUCAAAACAACAAACAACGAUUGAGGAAACAGAAGAGGAGACUUCCAGUGAUGAAGAGGAUAGCAUGGAUCGAAUUAAAACUUUGGAUGAGUUUGAGGAUUUUUCUGAAAGUGACAAGGAUGAUGACGAUUACUCGCCAAAUGUUGUCAUUGUAAACAAAAAUACUUCGAAACCCUCAUCAUCCCAAUUCGAGCAAGCAUUGGCAUCCGGUCACUCUAAUAACAGCAAUCCCACAAACAAUUAUCCUUCCACCAGCAAUGUAUCAAAAAAAGAAACAAGAUCUAAUGUAAUGAAUAACAAGAAGCAACCGUCAACUACUUUCCAAGCUCCUCAUGACACUUCUAUACAUGAUCUUGAAGAUCUUGAAGAAUUUAGUGACUAUGAAGAUGAUCAUGUGUCCCAUUCAGCUCACGAAGAUGAUUCAGUGGUGAUUGAGGAAGAAGAAGUUGUGGAACCUGAAAAAUCAUCACUCAUUGAAGAAGAACCUCUUCAUGAACAUCAUGAGGAGGAAGAUGAGGAAUUUAGUGAUUUUGAAGCUCCGAAAGAAGAUUCAUUUGUUGAGGAAUUUGAAGAUUUUCAAGAUUCUGAGAGUGAACAAUUGGAUGACUUUAAUCCAGAAGAGUUUGACGACUUUGAGGACAACACUACAGUGCAACCAUCAGUGACAUCGAGCAACGCUUCUUCCAAGAUUAUUAACAUUCCAACUCAACAACAGCAACAACAACGGAUAACACAACCUUCAAGUAACAGGACGACACCGAUCACAGACAACACAAAGAAAGAGUCAAAGAACCAAGAUGUUCCUUCUCGCACUUCAGUGACAAGUGCCACUAAGGAACUACCUGAAUCCUCCUUCGUAGCAGACAGUUCAGCCAAACAAGAAUCACGGCACAGUGAAAUCCCAAAAAUUUCACCCAUUCCUGUUCUUAAAAAACAAUCAUCUACAAUGGAUGUCAUAACACAAGCAAAGAUUCAAGAUGUAUUGCCGCAAAGGCAACAAGAAACUCUCAUCCCAAAGAAAGAGGUCAGUUUGCAAAAAGAAUCUCCAAAAGAAACCGACAUUCAACUCAAUGAAACAUCAACACAACCAAAGGUUAUUAUUACCAAUGACAAACCAGCGUCACCAUCACUUCCUAAACAAGCUGAUCAAAUAUUUAUUGAGAUACCAUCCUCCAGAAGUGUUUGUGUUGGAACCGAUUCGAAUCAAAAAACAUCAACAGCCAAGAGUGCCGAAACUACAACACAAACCGACUCAUCACUUCUUCGCCAGGCACCUCCAACCUCAACACCUCCCUUUCAAAACCCUUCAAAUCAACCUUCAUUUCCUCAACCUUACAUGUACAGCCCGUAUUUUGUUCCAUUCAACUAUCAAUAUUAUUGCCCUCCUCCCGUUCAUGUAUUCAGACAACCACAUUUCGCAGAUGUUUAUUCAAAACGGUUCGACUUUUCACAUCAUCCAUUCAAUUCCUAUCAAUCAACUGCUCAUUUGUCAAAACCUUCUGAACACACGUCACAACCAAAGCAAGACAGCACUUCUUCAUCAUCUCACACUUCAUGCAAUAUCAAAGCAACGAAUAGCAACUCCCAAACGUCAUUUCCUAAAGAAACAUUUAAACCCUACGUUCCUCAAACGAAAGAGCUUUUCCAAAGAAAUGAGAAAGUGGAUCAACAAUACAAAUCUCUUCGAAACAGUCUCUCCUCGUAUGUGGAUAACAACAAUGUGGUAAAAUCUCAUGUUCGAGAACAGCACGAAAGAAACUCUCACAACAUCCGAAGAGAAUUAGCUGAGAUUAAACAACUUUUGAAAUCCACCAAAGAAGAUUUGAGCCAUCUGCUGUACAGCAGCAACGCACGUCCUCAGUAUAUCGAAAAUAGCAACAAUCCUGCAUGUGGAAUUCCAUCGCCCUUCAAUGUCAAUUCGAAUAAUAUUUUGUUUUCACAUGAUGAACACACAGGAAGACGAGAAGGAGGCUACACCAAUUUGGAAAAAACUUUCAACCAAUGCAAUCCAUAUUCCACAAGAUCGAAAGAUGAUCCAAUACCUCAUCCACGUGCACAGCAUCGACAACAUGAGAAUUCAUCCAUUGUUCAAUAA